UCUCCGCGUGUGGGUGUUAUUCUUUUAACGCAUGUACAAGUGCUGUUGAAAGUGCGUAUGUUUUCUCAUAUUCAAAUUUUUAUUAAAUGUUUGUAUGAAAAUGAAAAAACCGUGUUGUAUCGACAGUAUAAGUAACUCUCCGGGCGGUUCGUCAUGCUCUAUGGUUUUAAGGAGCGCUUGUUCUCAUGGACGCUCCCAUAAAUCGUUAAUUACCACUGAUGUGCAAAAACAAGAAAGUACACAACGAAAAAGAAAAUCUUUGCAAGUUUCAAGCUGUGAAGAUACAGAAUCUGUGAAAGUCUCAAAUAGCAAAAGUUUAAAAUCUGUGAAAGUUUCAGGCAGUGAUAAUUUGAAUACAAUUUCUUGUAAGCAGUCAUCAAAGCUUGUGUCGUCAUUGGAAUCAUCCUUGGAACAACUUUCUCUUAAAUCUACCAAGACAUUUUCAAUUUUGAAAGAACAUCUUUAUAAUCAACUGCAUUUUUCAGAAAACCAAAAAUGUGAGUUUACUCGUCUUGACCAGGGAGAUUUUGGAUGCUUCAAGAAGCUUAAUUUCUCUGAAACUUCUUCACCCAGUACUCCAUUGUACUUAAAUACUCAGUAUGAAAGCACAAAACUUUCUGAUGAAAUACAGAGUAUAGAAAGAGACUUGAACUAUAAUACAACAAACAUGUCCAGAACACGGAGAUUAAAUAGAAAUUCCUUAAGAGCUCUUUCAGGAUCAGAUACUGAAGAUGAUGCUUCGUUUUCUUCAAAUAGAGUCAAAUUAAAAAGAAAUAAAGCAUCAGAUGUUCUCACCCAUUUAAACUCCUCAGGAGAAAAAAUUUCAUCUGAGUCACAUUCAGAUGUUUACAUUUCAUCUAAUCACAAUAAUGUAGCAAGGAGUGUCUUAGCUUCCAGUUCAUCCAGUUCCAAAGUUACUGGUGCUAACUACUUGCACACCAGCACACCAACUGGUUUCUGUGACCUAUACCAAAGAAAUUCUGCGAGUUCAUCACAAGCGAAUAUAUCUGCUGUUCAAAAUUCUUCUAUAUUAUCCACUCUCAGAUGGUUGUUAUGGAGGUAUAUUUAUCUGAAGAUAAUAACAAUUGUGAAUUUCGAUGUGUGGCUGUUGUCAAGGCUGUGUAGAAGACGGAGGGUUAUCAUAGUCUUAUUAUUACCAUUGUUGCUGUAUCUUUUGUAUAGUUUAUUAGGAAGUAGCAGUGAACUGUCGUCUAGGUCUUUAGAUGUUAUAAGUUCAUCUGCUUCAGCUUUUGCAUCAUCUCUUUAUUCACUACUUAUUUUCCCAUUUAAACAAUUUACUUUUCAGGAGGAAACGGCCAAAGGUGCAGAAUCGUCAUUUUGUCCAAAUGAUGAUUCUGUUUUGUCAUCAUUAUGGGGAAUACCAAGCUUCUUUUCAAAUAUUUUUAUACCUGAGAAAACUACAUCUUUUACGAGUCAAACAACUUCUCAUUCUGUUGAUUCAAAAAUUAAAUCUGAUACCUCACUUACAAAGCAAGAUAUUGAAUUAUUAACCAUUAAAACUCUGGAUGCAAGAUUUAGUGAGCUGGCUAAAAAAAUACAAACACCACAAGAUUUGAAGACUGAAGCUAUGAAUGCUUUACAAAAGGAAAUCGCAGAUCUUCAUUUGCAGUUUAAAUCUCUAUCCAGUUCAAUCCAGCUGUUAGAAAAAAAUAUUCAAAAUACAGACAAGGGACGAGUUGUGGUUUUUGACUCUUUAAAUACUAAAAUGAAAGAUUUUGAAGAAAAACUUUCAGCUCUCAGUGGUUUAAAAAAGUGUUGUGAUGAAAAAUGGACUGUAGCUGAUUUUACAACAUCUAUUGAAAAGCAUCUUGUAACUGCAUUCAGAAAUGUAAUGGCUGGAGAAAAGAACACGGAUUCACCUUAUUACUUUUUCCACCAAUGGCUGAAUUCUAAGUUCAUUGAUCCAAAUAAAUUAUCUGCUGAAAUACAUGCUGCUUUUGAAAAAAUGAAAAUGCAGCAGUCGUCUGAUAUAAAACUUGUUCAAAACAGUAUGAAUGUUGUAAAAAGUGUUGUGCAGCAUUAUGUAGAAACUUUGAAAGCAAACCUGACACCAGUUAGCAGUGCUAAAAUUACCUAUGAUAAUUCUCUGACCCAUCAAGAUAUGAAAAGAAUUGUUAAAGAAGCUUUAAUGUUGUACGAUGCUGAUAAAACUGGAAAAGUAGAUUAUGCUUUAGAAUCUGGUGGAGGUAGUGUUUUAAGCACAAGGUGUUCCGAAAGUUAUGUUGAAAAAAAUGGAAAGUUCAUGCUUUUGGGAGUACCCUUAUGGUCUGAAGAAAAUUCACCUCGUACAGCUAUUCAGCCUGAUGUUCAGCCUGGAAAAUGCUGGGCAUUUAAAGGAAGUCAGGGCUAUUUGGUGAUUCAAUUGUCUUAUACUAUUUACCCUACUGGAUUUACUUUGGAACAUAUACCUGUUUCUCUCUCGCCAUCUGGUUCUAUUGAUAGUGCACCAAAAGAUUUUUCGGUGUGGGGCUUGGCAUCAGAAAAUGAUUUUGAAGGAACUCUGUUGGGAACAUACACAUUUGAAAUAGAUGGUGACCCAUUGCAAUAUUUUGAAAUACAGAAUUUAACAUCUGUUCCAAUUUCUCUUGUUGAGCUGAAGAUUCACAGCAACCAUGGAAAUCUGGAAUACACCUGCUUGUACAGAUUCAGAGUACAUGGCACAAGGGCUUAGAAUGAAGUCAAUAAAUUUCCCUUUUCUACUGUGAUGAUUGUACAGAAAUUAUCUUUUAAGUGCCAUACAAAAUAUUUUGAUCCUCAUGUAUAGAAAUUUGUAAAAUAUUAUGAAAAUAUAAUAACUGUAAAUAUGUUGUUUUUUAUUAUCCAAUGAAUUUUAUAGAAAUAAAAGUUUAUAACUGUGUUUAUUUCAA
Argiope bruennichi is the source of this 2888-nucleotide messenger RNA. Its product is annotated as SUN domain-containing protein 1-like. Bases 95 to 2692 code for a protein of 865 amino acids. The transcript has 18 exons. Lineage: Eukaryota; Metazoa; Arthropoda; Arachnida; Araneae; Araneidae. Gene Ontology annotation, molecular function: protein-membrane adaptor activity. Gene Ontology annotation, biological process: nuclear envelope organization. Gene Ontology annotation, cellular component: nuclear envelope; meiotic nuclear membrane microtubule tethering complex. The record is from RefSeq and is a predicted model, not a curated record.